This is a messenger RNA of Tuber aestivum (summer truffle), 835 nucleotides long. The record is from the annotation of a GenBank genome assembly. Lineage: Eukaryota; Fungi; Ascomycota; Pezizomycetes; Pezizales; Tuberaceae.
AUGGCUACCCUUCGCCCUUUCGUCCGCUACACUCGCACAUUCGCCAUUCCUCGUCAGCAGCUAGCGCUGGCUGCACGCAAGAACCGGAUUAGCAAAUUGAAUGAGAAAAUGGCAAAAUCUAAUGAAGACCGCCAAGAUCUUGAAGCCAAGCUUCAACGGUCUAGAGAAAUUCUCCGCGAGAUUUAUAUUUGGUCCCAGAUGGAUCUUCCGGACUUGCAUAUUCAAACCACCGCCAAGAAGCAGGAGCGGCUGGCACUCUAUGAGAAGGAAGGGCAAAAGCUAGAGAAAAAGCUUGACGAACUCAGCAAUCUCCUUGUAAGAUAUCCCCUCUUAGUCUUAAUACAAUUUCUAACCCCUCUAUAGGGCGGGGCUUUUCCAGUGAAAACUAAAACCAUGCUGGUGGAUGAUUAUUUUAACCUCCGUGGUGCGCUAGGUAUACUAUCACAACUCGCACCCAUUGAGCCGUGACUGACACCCAGGUCCAGAAAGUAUCGUCUACCAGGGUAUAAUCUUAGGGAAAAUCAUAAGUCGUGUGGCGGUACAAGAUGCACUUGACCAGCUGAGCACCACGGAUGAAUUCAUUACAGUUCUUGACGAAGAAGUACGAGCCCGCGGACUUUUGUUCAAGGAAGUUGCCGACUCCGUCGGACAUCUCUAUAGCAAACUGUGCAAAGAGGCAGAAGGCAACGAUAGAACACUUACAGUCAGAGCUAACGAACAUUCACCGAACGAAUGUGCUGCACUAGUCACAAUCUUGAAGGUGCAGAGUAAGUGGCCGGAUCCAUUUGACUGGAGAGAGGACAAAACUUGUGAUGGAGAUAAUGGGAAGAUGUAA